GUGAGUCAAUAGCACUAAUUACAUAAAGUUACUUUACUUGCUCAGCCCGUGAACCGGUAUGUUACCACGGUAUCAGCUAAUAUGGCGCUAAAAUUUGAUGAUUUCCACCUUGUUCUAUGACCGGGCCCCUGAUAACGCGGGCUCCACAGUGAUUGCUUUUUCCUGAGACGUUUCUUAGUCGCGUUCCGUCGAAGCUUCUCGCUUUUAAACCUUUUCUCCUCCCCUUCUUUUUGACCUUCUAGGCUCUUCAAUCGAUACCACGAAACACCAUCAUCAUGUCUUCAGCCUUUGUUCAGCGCCCUGCUCCCGACUUCUCGGCUACUACCCUCUUCCCUGGAGGCGAGUUCAGAGACAUCAAGCUCUCUGACUUCAAGGGACAAUGGGUCGUUCUUCUCUUCUACCCCAUGGACUUCACCUUUGUCUGCCCUACCGAGAUCAUCCAGUACAACAACGCCCUCGACCGCUUCCGCGAGAUCAACACCACCGUCCUCGGCGUUUCCACCGACUCCCACUUCACCCACCUUGCGUGGGUUGAGAAGCCCCGCAAGCAGGGCGGUCUGGGCCCCGACCUGGAGCUCCCUCUCGUCGCCGACAAGUCCACCAAGAUCUCGCGCAGCUACGGCGUCCUCAUCGAGGACGAGGGCAUCGCGCUCCGCGGCCUCUUCAUCAUCGACCCCAAGGGUGUUCUCCGCCAGAUCACCGUCAACGACCUCCCCGUCGGCCGCGACGUCGAGGAGACGAUCCGCCUCGUCAAGGCCUUCCAGUUCACCGACGAGUACGGCGAGGUGUGCCCUGCCGGAUGGCAGGAGGGUGGAAAGACCAUGAAGGCUGAUCCCAAGGGAAGCCUGGAGUACUUUUCGGAGCAGGGAGAGAAUGGAGCUAAGGCAUAGAUGUUAGAUUCCAAUGAGACUCGAAUUCCAAUCAACACCCGCCAGUAAAGAAAAGAAGAGAAAGACCGCGCUGCUACCGGUAGCAUAUGACGAACGAUCCAACGCAAAAAUAACGAAACGAUCUUUAUGUUUAUGGAGGGCGAUGCACUUGUGUUGAACGAGUGCGACCGGUCGUCUUUGACGAGAUACGAUUAGAAAGUAGACUUAGACUUAGACUAUAGACAUUCCUUGAACAAUGUGUAUUGAUUGA
Molecule: messenger RNA, 1140 nt
Organism: Fusarium oxysporum Fo47
Lineage: Eukaryota; Fungi; Ascomycota; Sordariomycetes; Hypocreales; Nectriaceae
Product: thioredoxin-like protein
Exons: 3
Coding region: 276-890 (204 amino acids)
Biological process (GO): response to oxidative stress; cellular response to stress; hydrogen peroxide catabolic process
Cellular component (GO): cytosol
Molecular function (GO): thioredoxin peroxidase activity
Source: RefSeq, a predicted model, not a curated record